AGGAGCGAGACGUUUUGUCUCCCACCAGGGUGAGGAACCCAACAAAAGAGAGAGACUCUUCCGUGUCUUCUGCAGACAUUUACACACUGUUUCAAACUGUACAUACACUGCACAUAUAUAUAUAUAUGUGUGUGUGUGUGUGAGUGAAAAUGGGGGAAUGGAUGAUUUCAUCGUGGGAGCUUAUGGAAAGUGCGAAAGAGGAACUCGAGAUCCUCCAAACCCAUCACCCAAACAGAUUCCACUAUCUGAAAUCUGAGCUUGAGAUCCUCCUCCGUGAACUCCACGCGCCGCCGUCUCUUCCCUCCUCCGGCGAUGCCGUCGUACUCACUCAAGAAUCAUCGAAUUGCAAAAGCAAGGAAGAAACGAGGAAGAAGGGAAAGGGCAUGAACAAACGUGGAAGCCAAGUCUCAUCCUUCAAAAUGGCUCAAAAGGUUAUUACAAAGAGAAAAGACAGAGUUGAUUUGGCUCUCGAAAGGGCUCAUCUCUGCCUUCAGAAGAUCAAAGUUGUGAAAUCUUCCUUGUGCUAAUAUAUGCUUUUCAUCCAUCUUUUGGGUUAAUUAUCGGUUCCAUUUGAUGAAAUUUGAAUUCUAGAUUUAAUUUUAUCAUAGACAUUGG
Molecule: messenger RNA, 615 nt
Organism: Tarenaya hassleriana
Lineage: Eukaryota; Viridiplantae; Streptophyta; Magnoliopsida; Brassicales; Cleomaceae
Exons: 2
Coding region: 150-527 (125 amino acids)
Source: RefSeq, a predicted model, not a curated record